Messenger RNA from Cordyceps militaris CM01, 462 nucleotides. RefSeq lists its product as uncharacterized. The transcript has a single exon. Bases 1 to 462 code for a protein of 153 amino acids. NCBI's taxonomy places the organism in Eukaryota, Fungi, Ascomycota, Sordariomycetes, Hypocreales, Cordycipitaceae. The record is from RefSeq and is a predicted model, not a curated record.
AUGUCACCAAAAAACAAUCCAAGACGGAAUGGCACACGCAUGGCGCUGCGUCAGACUCGGAUGCGCUCCAGGCUCUCGGGCGCGGCGCCGCUCAUGUCGGGCCUCGACGACAAAGGCCGACCGAGAGAGCGACUACCCAAGGACCCCGAGACUUUAACGUUUGACCAGGUAAUCCAGAGGCUGCGCCGAACCAAAAUGAAUCUGCGGCGGCGACCUCCUGUGGCGCCGAAGGAGAGGUCGAGUCGGCGCGGAGGCACUCUCCGCUCCGCCACAAGAGCACAAAGAGUCGCCAGAUGGCGCGGAUACAAUUCUCGAUGCUCAGCAGAGAAUGUUUUCGCGAGUUUGUAUCGCAGCACCAUGGCGUCCGAGGGCUGGGGCAGCGUGGAGGGCAACACGGGCAGACGCAGGCUCCCUCGCGACAUUCUGCUAAGCAUGCUCCCAAGACUGCAUACAGACUUUUAG